Messenger RNA from Pestalotiopsis fici W106-1, 1344 nucleotides. RefSeq lists its product as uncharacterized. Gene Ontology annotation, molecular function: peroxidase activity. The transcript has 3 exons. Bases 1 to 1344 code for a protein of 447 amino acids. Lineage: Eukaryota; Fungi; Ascomycota; Sordariomycetes; Amphisphaeriales; Sporocadaceae. The record is from RefSeq and is a predicted model, not a curated record.
AUGCGAUUUCCUACGUAUUGUUCAGUUCUGGCGAUCCUGUCGAUCCCUUCAAGUUUCUGCUUUCCGUCACUCAGUCACAUCGCAAGCCAUACAUCCAGAAACGAUGGCGCGCUUCUCGGCCUGCGCGAGACCAUUGCGCGCAUCCACGAGCGAGCCAUCAACGGCACCCUCGUCCAGCGCGACGUGACCCAGCCCGUUAAUGUCGGGGGCAAACACGCCUUUGCCGCGCCCGACUUUGACGCCGGUGAUCAGCGCGGGCCGUGUCCGGGUCUCAAUGCGCUGGCGAACCACGGCUACAUUGCGCAUACCGGCAUCACGACGUUUACGGAGCUGCUCAUCGCGGUACACGAGGUUUACAACAUGAACAUUGACCUCGCCGUCGUCCUCAUCACGCUCGCACUCGUCUUCACGGGCAACCCGGCCUCACUUGAUCCCCAAUUCUCCAUUGGCGGCGUCGACCCGCGCGUCACCAACCUCGUCGACGGCGUACUGCUACUAGGCGAGCCCCGCGGCCUCGACGGCAGCCACAAUUUCAUCGAGACGGACGGGUCGCUGACGCGCGACGACCUGUACGUGACGGGCAACGCGUGGGACAUGAACAUGACCAAGUUUCUCGAGGUGUAUCUAUGGGGCGCAAAUGGCGUCGACUCGCCGCUCACGUUUGACGACGUGGGUGACAUCUCGGCGGCCCGGUGGCAGGAAGGGGUUGCUACCAAUCCGUACUUUUGGUACGGCCCAUUGACUGGAUAUUUGCCCCGGACGGGUGGGUACGCGCUGACGUCGCGGACAAUGAGUAAUUACUCCGAGGGCAGUCUGGACGGUGUCAUUACCAAGGCCAUGUUCAAGUCCUUCUUUGCUGUCGUUGACAAUGAGACUGGCGAGUCUGGAAUGGUGUACCACAGAGGUCACGAGAGAAUGCCAGAUGAUUGGUAUCGACGUCCUGUUCCUUGGGGUUUGGUGGAUCUCAACCUCGACUUGUUGAAAUGGUCAAAGAAACAUCCAUUUCUGCUGGACAUUGGCGGAAAUACAGGCCAGGUCAAUACCUUUACCGGGCUGGACCUUUCCAACAUUACCGGUGGCUUGCUGAAUUCGGCCACCUUGCUCGAGGGCAAUAACUUGAUUUGCUUUUCCCUAGAGAUUGCAAAGACAUUUGGGCCAAAUAGCCUCAGCACAUUAUACGAGGCUCUUUCGGUGCCUGCUGGGAUCUUGACCGAUGCACUGGCUACACCAUUGCUCGACCUGUCAUGUCCCGUUUAUGCAGAUCUGUCAAACAAUGGACAAGACAUUAUAGCAUCGAUACUUGCUACUUAUCCGGGAGCGAAAAGAGCCAACAGCGCAUUGUGA